This is a messenger RNA of Penicillium pulvis, 964 nucleotides long. RefSeq lists its product as uncharacterized. The record is from RefSeq and is a predicted model, not a curated record. The transcript is spliced from 3 exons. NCBI's taxonomy places the organism in Eukaryota, Fungi, Ascomycota, Eurotiomycetes, Eurotiales, Aspergillaceae. Gene Ontology annotation, cellular component: mitochondrion. The coding region runs from base 20 to 925 and encodes 301 amino acids. Gene Ontology annotation, biological process: mitochondrial respiratory chain complex III assembly.
CGCAUCCAUCAACGAAAUAAUGUCAACCACUCGAUUGACCUUGUCCACCUGCGGCCUCCGCAGGUCGGCCCUUUGCCUCUCGCGACCUUUGUCUCAGCGCGCAUCUCUCUCGACAUCAGGGCGUGCAAGCCACAAUGUUGCUUCAAGCACAUCUCUCAAGUCAUUGAAUGCGGUAUACAAAUCACGCUUAACUCUUCCUCCCCGAUCCAACGGCCUCAUCCGCAAUGUAUCGACUGGGCCCGGAGCCGCGGCUGAGACCUACGUCGCGUAUGGAAUGACCCAGAAGCUUUUUGAAGCCUGCUCGAGCCAGGCAGACUACCAAGUCCCCCAGGCAACUCAAAAGGGAGUCGAGGUUCCUAUGACAGAGUCGGGCGAGCAUCUUGGCGUUAGUGAUAGCUGGUGGUAUCGAGAGCUUGGCCUUGUACCGACAUUUUCCACCUGGUCACAAAUUACCUUCCUGCACAUGUAUCUUCUGACCGUUCGACUACGCGCACUCCCCACUCGUGAAAGUGUCCAGACUUACUCCCGCCACCUGAUUGACCACUUCUCACACAACGCCGAACACCGCAUGGACGUCCUGCACGAUAUUGGGAGUCGUUCGAUCCGCAACAAGUACCUGAAGGAUCUCUUUAUCCAAUGGCGUGGAAUUAUUGCCGCAUAUGACGAAGGGCUGGCCAAGGGGGACGCGGUGCUGGGCGCUGCUGUUUGGAGGAACCUGUGGAAGGCCAACUCAGUAGGCGCUGAUGGAAAUGACAUUGAUUGGACCAAGGUUGCCUGGGUGGUGACUUAUAUGCGACGAGUUCUGUCGGAGCUUUCCAAGAUGCAAGAAGCGGAUAUGGUUUUCGCGCUCAGCAAAGGAAAUAUCCAGGAGUCGGGUAUCUUUGGAUAUUCACCUGCUGAUAAAAGAAUGGCUGGGGGUAAGUAAGCCUUCGAGUCUGGACAUAAAAGUGCCUUUGAGCAUGUA